Messenger RNA from Mytilus trossulus (common blue mussel), 8861 nucleotides. Its product is annotated as lipase maturation factor 2-like. Gene Ontology annotation, biological process: protein maturation. Bases 176 to 2113 code for a protein of 645 amino acids. NCBI's taxonomy places the organism in Eukaryota, Metazoa, Mollusca, Bivalvia, Mytilida, Mytilidae. Gene Ontology annotation, cellular component: endoplasmic reticulum membrane. The transcript is spliced from 16 exons. The record is from RefSeq and is a predicted model, not a curated record.
GAAUUAAAUCUUCUGUGUUGAAAUUUUAUAUAAGUAUGAUAAUAUAAACGAUUUAUUAAGCAUUGGACAUCUGUUAAACAGAGAACUAUUUUUCAGUGCAACUGUGUCCGAAAGUGUUGUUAGGUCCGAUGCAGCGGCUGUUAUUGUGAUUUGGUUAUUAAUAUUAUACAUUAAGAUGUCAUCUUACAAAGUUACGAAAAAUGCCUUUUUGUGGGGCAUGGCAGCAAUAUAUUUGCUUGCAUUUUCAUCGCUAUAUGUGCAAAUUCCUGGUUUAUAUGGUGACAACGGAAUAUUGCCAGCUAGAUUAGCGGUGGGAAAAGCUGCAAAGUCAUUUGCUGAUUUACUAGAUGGACAUCCAACUUUGCUGAGAUUAAUGCCAAUGAUAGGAUUAGAUACUGAAACUGGCCUAGAUCUCCUUUGUAUACUAGGUAUACUGAUCUCAUUUGCAGCACUUCUGUUCCAGGCAGCUAGAGAUGUUUUUGCCUUUACUCUUUUAUGGAUGUUAUAUUUGUCUAUAUACCAGGUUGGACAAACAUUUAUGUGGUUUCAGUGGGAUAUUUUACUGUUGGAAGCAGGUUUUCUAACAAUUUUGGUGGCACCAUUAAAUAUUCAGCUACCAAAGAAGUACAGAAUGUCUAUACACCAUGAGCAUGACUCAAUAACACUUUGGUUGGUUAAAUGGCUACUGUUUAGACUGAUGUUUGCAUCUGGUAUUGUUAAACUAACCAGUGGUUGUCCUACCUGGUGGGGUCUUACAGCAUUAUCAGUGCACUUUGAAUCUCAGUGUAUUCCUACACCACUAGCCUGGUAUUGGCACCAAUUCCCAGAAUGGUUUCUGAAACUGAGUUGUGUCGCCACAUAUGUGAUAGAGAUGGCCAUACCAUUCCUGUUCUUUGCACCUGUCAGAGGCUUAAAGAUAUUUGCCUUUUGUGCGCAGCUAAUGCUACAGAUCUUGAUCAUAUUAACAGGGAACUAUAAUUUCUUCAACCUUUUGACCAUAGUGCUAUGUAUUCCUUUACUAGAUGACCAGGCAUUUGGAAAGAAAGGAAGGAAGAGAACAAGAUCUACUGGACUUUUAUCUAACAUUUUUGAGAUAGUAACAGUAUGUUACAUAGGUUACCAGACUUGGAAGCUGUUUUCGUUACAAGUUGUAACCAGUCCAAGUUUUUCUAUAAAGUCAGAAAUAGCUUUUAGUUCUAAAGAAUUUGACCAUUGGUUAGAACAAAUAGUUCCAUGGACAAUAGUAAUAGGUUGUGUAUCUCUGGGAUAUGAAGUUCUUCUUUCUGUAUUAAGAUGUUUCAUAACUGAUUCUAAUAUUGUAUGGAAAGUAUGGUCAGCUGUUUUAUGUCUAGUGUUCGGUGUGCUUGCUGUGGCAAUGUUCUGUUUAAGUCUGGUUCCUUUUACUAAUGAAUUAGAUUGGAAGUCAAACCAAAAAAUUCCACCAGCAGUUCGUAAUGUCAAUGAAAAACUUGACCCCUUCCAAAUUACCAGUUCAUAUGGACUGUUUAGAACAAUGACUGGUGUCGGUGGGAGACCAGAAGUUAUUGUAGAGGGUAGUAACAGUAUGCAGACAGGUUGGAAGGAGUAUGAGUUCCUGUAUAAACCUGGUAACCUGUCUAAAAAAUUACCUAUAGUUGCACCUCAUCAACCAAGAUUGGAUUGGCAGAUGUGGUUCGCUGCUCUUGGUAACUAUCAACAUAAUCCAUGGUUUGUAACAAUGGUGUAUCGAUUGCUUACUGGGCAGGAGGAGGUUCUAGAGUUGAUCGCCAACAAUCCAUUCCCAGAUGCUCCGCCAAAAUAUAUUAGAGCCAAAUUGUACCAUUACCAUUACACAAGUUCCAGCCAAACAAGAUCCCCUAAAAAUUGGUGGACACGGAAAGAAAAGUCUGAGUAUUUACCUACUCUGAGUAAAGAUACCUCUAGUUUAUUGGAUAUUAUAAAACAUUAUAAAGUGGAACCUGUAAAAAGGAAACCUCAAAGUUUGACAUUUGUUGGUAAUUCUGUAAAGUGGCUGAGAGAGAAGAUAGGACAACCAGAGGGAUUCAUAUUUACCAUGUCGACAUUCACAGCAGCCUUAGUUAUAAACUUUCUAAGCUGGAUACAGAUCUUUUAGUUUAUAAAUUAUGGCUGAAUAUGGCUGAAAACAGAGUCAAUUAAGGGUGGUUGGUGAUACAUGGUCAUCAAAUUCACCCAGAAAAGAUUAAUACAAAUUAAAAUAAUUAAUUGAACAAAAAUAAUUUUCAAUAUUAUCGAUUAAAGAAAAACUGUUCUUGCUGAACAAUUCCAGUCUAGUGUCAGGUCUUUAAAAGUUUGAAAAUCCUAAUAUCAAAAAUAAUUUACUAAUUUAAAACUAUUAGAUAAAUCAGGGGCAGAUCCAGCUAUUUUUAAAAGGGGGUUCAUAAACUUGGAGAUGGGGGGUCCCAACUACUACUUUAUGUCCUCAUUCAAAUGCAUUAAUUGUCAAAUUAAGGGGGGGACGACCUUCCCCCUGGAUCUGCAUUUUUAAAUGAUAAUUGUUAGGUUGUUGCAGAAUGUAGAUUAACAUUUCAAUUGUGUUGUUAAGCUUUGAUGUUGAAAGUUCUUUUCAACCAAAUUUACAGAUAUUAAAGAUUCUGUGUAAACCAUAUGAUGUUUUAGCCCACUUUAUAGUCCAUAUGACCAGUAUAACCUUAUGUCAUCACUGGGCUUCUGUCAACCCUUCUUCACUCUGUUCAUUACCUUUUCAUAUUUUAAACUUCCCUUCUGAACUCACAAAAGCCAAUUUAAAAUGAAAAUUGUACGAAAAAUUGUUUAUAACCACCUUGCUAAAGAUUCUAAAUACAACAACAAAAGAUUUAGUUUUUACUGGAAGUUGUUGGUUCUGGAUGGUCAGAUUAAUAAUUUCUUCUAAAUCCUUCAAACUAAAUCAUUUUGAAACAUCAUAUACAGGCAAGAUGAUUUAGAAUUCCUCUGUUUAAUCAUCCUUGUAAAAAUACUACUGUGGAUUCAUUCAUUUUCGUGGGUACCAAUUUUCGUGGAUUAAGAAAAACUUGCAUAUUCGUGGAUAUUUAAUUUCGUGGUUUUGCUGAAGUCUGCAUACAAACCUAUAGAAAAAUUAUCAUUCGUUGAAUAUUUAAUUUCGUGGUUUGACUGUGCCCACGAAAUCCACGAAAAUUGGUAUCCAACGAAUAAUAAUGAAUCCACAGUAACCAAAUCUUGAUAAAGUUGAUAAGAAUCUUGAUAAAGGUGCAGUAUCCUUUAAACAGAUUUAUCAUAUAAUGCAAAUUGGAAGGCAUUUUAGAUAGCAAUGAUUACAAAAUGAUUCCCAUUGAAAUUAUUUAAAAUUUAACCAAAAUAAUAGACUGAGCAACAACUUUCCAUAGAUAAUAUAUAUAAAACCCUUUGAUAAAAAUAUCAUUUCUUCCAUUCAGUCAAAAAGUUGCCUGGUAAAGUUAUGGUUACUAUAGUUGAAUUGCUCAGGUUAAUUACUGCCAAAGUUAAGGCGUUAGAAUAGGUUUUUUAUGGUAAAAAAGUUCACAUUGAUGACAAUUACCAUAAAUACAUUUAAGCAAUACAUGUACAACCACUACAGAGCCUCUCUUGUUAUUUUUUAUUUUUAUACGACCGCAAAUUUUGAAAAAAUUUUCGUCGUAUAUUGCUAUCACUAUGGCGUCGUCGUCGUCGUCCGAAUACUUUUAGUUUUCGCACUCUAACUUUAGUAAAAGUGAAUAGAAAUCUAUGAAAUUUUAAAACAAGGUUUAUGACCAUAAAAGGAAGGUUGGUAUUGAUUUUGGGAGUUUUGGUCCCAACAUUUUAGGAAUUAGGGGCCAAAAAGGGCCCAAAUAAGCAUUUUCUUGGUUUUUGCACUAUAACUUUAGUUUAAGUUAAUAGAAAUCUAUGAAAUUUUGACACAAGGUUUAUGACCACAAAAGAAAGGUUGGGAUUGAUUUUGGGAGUUUUGGUUUCAACAGUUUAGGAAUUAGGGGCCAAAAAAGGGCCCAAAUAAGCAUUAUUCUUGGUUUUUGCACAAUAACUUUAGUGUAAGUAAAUAGAAAUCAAUGAAAUUUAAACACAAUGUUUAUGACCACAAAAAGAAGAUUGGUAUUGAUUUUGGGAGUUUAGGUCCCAACAGUUUAGGAAUUAGGGGCCAAAAAGGGACCCAAAUAAGCAUUUUUCUUGGUUUUCGCACCAUAACGUUAGUAUAAGUAAAUAGAAAUCAAUGAAAUUUAAACACAAGGUUUAUGACCAUAAAAGGAAGGUUGGUAUUGAUUUUGGGAGUUUUGGUCCCAACAGUUUAGGAAAAAGGGUCCCAAAGGGUCUAAAAUUAAACUUUGUUUGAUUUUAUCAAAAUUGAAUAAUUGGGGUUCUUUGAUAUGCCGAAUCUAACUGUGUAUGUAGAUUCUUAACUUUUGGUCCCGUUUUCAAAUUGGUCUACAUUAAGGUCCAAAGGUCCAAAAUUAAACUUAGUUUGAUUUUGACAAAAAAUGAAUCGGUUGGGUUUUCUUAGAAUGUACUUAGAUUCUUGAUUAUUGGCCCAGUUUUCAAGUUGGUCCAAAUCUGGGUCCAAAAUUAAACUUUAUUUGAUUUCAUCAAAAAUUGAUAAAUGGGGUUCUUUGAUAUGCCAAUUCUAACUGUGUAUGUAGAUUCUUCAUUUUUGGUCCCGUUUUCAAAUUGGCCUACAUUAAGGUCCAAAGGGUCCAAAUUGAAACUAAAGUUUGAUUUUAACAAAAAUUAAAUUCUUGGGCCUCUUUGAUACGCUGAAUCUAAACAUGUACUUAGAUUUUUGAUUAUGGGCCCAGUUUUCAAGUUGGUCCAAAUCAGGAUCUAAAAUUAUUAUAUAAGUAUUGUGCAAUAGCAAGUCUUUUCAAUUGCACAGUAUUGUGCAAUGGCAAGAAAUAUCUAAUUUCACAACAUUGUGAAAUAGCAAUUUUUUUUUUAAUUAGAGUUAUCUUUCUUUGUCCAGAAUAGUAAGCAAGAAAUAUCUUAUUGCAAGAUUUUUUUUUAAUUGGAGUUAUCUUUCUUUGUCCAUAAUCAACUUAAAUCUUUGUUAUAUACAAUAUACAAUGUAAAUGAAUCUAAAUUGAAAACUAUUCACUUUUAUCUACCAACUGAUAAAUUUAAAUAAUCUUUACCAUUCAGUGAUAACAAGCAGUUUUUUUACACCUUAAUAUUUUAUGAUGUAAUUAAAUGAGUAGUUAUUGUUGCAAACUCCAUUAGAAUAUUUUAAUUGAGAUUAGUUUUGGAAUAAGGGAAAGGGGGAUGUGAUUAAAAAAUUGGGUUUAAUUUUUCUCAUUUGAAAUUUUAUAAAUUAAAAGAAAAUUUCUUCAAACAUUUUUUUGAGAGGAUUAAUAUUCAACAGCAUAGUGAAUUGCUCUAAGAGAAAACAAAAAUUUUAAGUUCAUAAGAACACAUUCAUUCUGUGUCAGAAACCUAUGCUGUGUCAACUAUUUAAUCACAAUCCAAAUUUAGAGCUGAAUCCAGCUUGAAUGUUGUGUCCAUACUUGCCCCAACCGUUCAGGGUUCAACCUCUGCGGUCGUAUAAAGCUACGCCCUGCGGAGCAUCUGGUUUGUAUUUAGUGUUGUUUAUUAUAAGUAGCCCUUAAACUGUACAUGAUUACAUCUGUCAAUAUAUAUGUAUAUUAACAUUUAUGUGCCAUUUUGUAAAUAGUUCUGGAAAUCCAAAAACAGUAGGUCUCUUCAUAAAAUAAAAAACGAUAUCAAUUAUUUAUUCUAUUUAUUACUUUUCUAAGAUGGACACAUAUCUUUUAUUUUUUUCUUAUUGGUAACAUAUGGACUAAAGUAUAUUUUAGUUGAAAGAUUUUAGUGAGGUCAGCGGAGCAUCACUAUUUAUCUACUCAUGGUCAAAAGAGCAGCAUAUUUUUUGCUUUGUUUUUUUUUAGUUUCUAUAACUAUAUACAAACUAGGUUUGACUUUUACUUUUAUAUGUUUAUACAAAUAAUUAUACUAUCAGCUUCAUGGUGUUAGAUAUAUUUGUGUAUCCAUGGAGACUAUUUAAAGAAAGAAGAUACAUGAGUAGUUUUUGAUUGUUUUUUCUCCAUUUUGUUUUGGAUAGAUUUAAGUGAAUAAGAGAACUUGUUUAUUGAAUUUAAGAUUUUCAGGAUUUCUCUUGGCAUAAAAAUAUAUAUGAUAUAAUAAUUUAAUUUUGGAUUUUAAAAAAAAAUCUCGUCUUCUGAUUGGCUGACAGCAUUUUUUGUAUCAGCUCAUAGACAAAAUGUUUGUCAGGUGACAGAACAUCAUCAAUGUUUUCAUAAUUUAUUCAGGCUUAAAAUGAAAUUUAAAAUUAAAAUUAUAAGGAAUGACUGUACAAUAAAUGUGGUGCACACUGAAUUACCCGUAUAGCGUGUUAUUUUAAAGUGUGCACCACAUUUUUGAUGACAUUUCAAAUAGACAGAAAAAAUAUUACAGUCAUUCCUUAAAUAAAAUAUUUCAUUCUUUUAAUAUGUAUUUUUUAAGUAGUGGAAUGAAGGAAUAUGAUUUACCUAUUACAUUUUAGAUAUCCCCUUUAUGAUCUUUAUUUCAGAAUUUUGUUAAGUUACAUUUUUCAUGUUCUAAUUACUUUGUGUUUGCAAUUUUAAGACAAAAAUUGCACAGAAAAUUCCAAAGCCCAUAUGUAGUUAAGUUUUAUUACUUGUCUCUCUUAGCAAUUAAAUCAGGUGCAUAAUACAUUGCCUUUUUAUAUGUGUAUUUGUCUUAUUAUACACUUCCUGUAAACAUAUUGAAAAUUCUUUUUGAACCUUAAAAUAUACUGUGAAUUCAUUAUUAUUCAUUGAGUACCAAUUUUUGUGGGAUUCGUGGUUACAGGUGAACCACAAAUUCAAAUGUUCAACAAACUCAUAUUUUUAAUAGGCUCUAUAUACAGAGCUUGGCAAAACCACAAAUUCAAAUGUCCACGAAUAUGCAAGUUUUCAGCAAUCCACGAAAAUUGUUACCCACAAAAAUAGAUGACUCCACAGUAACCUAAUGUAAAAACAUAGGAAAUAAUAUUUUAGCUUGGAGUUUGUUAUUUCAUGUGUUGUUCAGAUGCUACGAGACUUACUCUCAGUAUUAGUCAUAUAGCUAGGUGUGAGGCUGCAUCUAGGGAAAGUAUUUCAUUUGCACAAAGGGAGAUUACUCUAACAUUUAUUUUACACCUCUGACUGGUAUGAUGUUUUGUGUUUGAGUUUAUUUCUCAUAGUCAUGAAGUAAGAGAUGUAGAACCAUUUGUCUUUACAUAAUGAUGUAUCUAACCAAAUAGUGCACAUGUUUGUUAUGUUUGAAUUCUUUUUUCAAGUUUGUACUUUUAAUUAUUCCUUUUAUAGCAUCUGGAGACAAUAUAUUGAAAGUCUUUUUUAAUUUGUAUUGUUAGGUUGUUGUUAAAUUGACAUAUAUACCAUAUCUGUUAAUUACAUAUAUAUUAAAAGUUCAUCCUGUUUGAAUUAUGCAAUGCAUGUGUUCUUAUGUAUUAUAGUUAUUAUACAGUAUAUUGCUUAGCAACAGAAAGGAAUUUUGAUGCAAUUGUGUGAAAAAAGUUAAAAAAGCAAUUAUUUAAUCAAGCUUAUAGUUGUGUGUUUUGUAUUUGUAAAAAGGAGUACAUUUUAAAAUUUUCCUAGUAUGUUUUUACUCCUGUUUUUUGUUAAGCAAUGCAUUAAAAAAAAUGUGCACAGCUACUAGUGUUACUUUCAUGGGGAAGUUUAAAAAAUUGAAUCAGAGUAUUUUAUCCACCCACAAAGAUGGCCACUGUUGCUUAGAAUAUAACAAAGGGUUAAAAUACAUUUUUUUUGGCUAAAAAACUAAAGAAGUACAAGCUCAAUUAAUGACCUAGUAAAAUUUAGCAUCAGGUCAAGGUCUAUCUUAAGAAAUUUUUUGAAAUUAUUGCACCUUAGAUGUAAAUGCUUUGGCAAAUUUCUGGGUAAUUUUCUUGCAAACUAAAACAAACAAAGAGAAAUUUUAAAAGUUAAAAUUACCACAACAACAAGAUUAUAUAAAUGUUAACUUGGGUAGAAAUUGACUAUUGACCCAUUAGGUUCUGUUGCCUUUGAAAUAUACUUUUUACCCUUUUGCAUUUUUUUCUGGAAACUAAAAUUGAUUAAGAAAAUCUCUCAAUCUUACAAAUUAUGAAAUAAUCAGCAAAAUAAGAUCUAGAAAUAAGUCAACGUGUACGAAAUUGUCAGUUGACCUUUAUAGAAGUUACUGCCCUUGAAAGAUGAUUUUUAUUUAUUACCUAUUUUGAGUAUUUGGUGAUCAUCAUUACUAGAUCUUAAAAAAAGGCCACAUAAUAAGAUUUACAAAUAAGCAAACAACUGAUUGCAAUAAAAAUUUUGAUAUCAAAAUGACAUUUUAUUAUCAGGUGAACAAUUCAACCACUUGGGAGCCUCUUGUUUCAAUCAUUGUUAUUUCUACAACUUUUUUGUACAGUUUGAAAUUAUUCUGUCCAUAUUUUCAUUUUACUUUUUUUUUGUAUCUGAAAAAAACCCAAGCACACAGAACUCUCUACUUUGACAUAUACAUAAGUCAGAAAGACUUUACCUUUUUGUAAAUGUUAUUUUUAAUUUUAGCUGUAUACAUAAAUGGUUACAUAUAGCUACAUAAAAAGUGCUGUUAAAUGGUUAAAUUUUGUUAUAUUUUUUAAUUACAAAAAAUAAUAUAUGAAUAUCUUGUGCAGGAUUUAGGAAUAAUUUUAUUCAGGUAAAACUUUAUUAUAUAGUAAUUAUAUCUCUGUUUUGUUGUGGAAAUGACAUAUAUAAAAUGUAUGUUUAGAGGGUAAAGAUUAUACAUUUACAUUAAUGUGCAUUGUGUGCAUGUGUGUUAGUUAUAUAUAGCAUGUUAUUGAUUAUAUGUGUAUACUUCUGUCUCAAUACUAAAUAAAGGAUUGAUCUGCUUGA